UGUAGUCAGAGUCAGGACACACACCGCGUUUCACCGCAACAGACCCAUCAGUUGGAUAAUAAAACUAUAUCUGCCGUGGAUCUUCUUUUUAUUAUUAUUAUUAUUACUAUUAUUUUUUUAAGCCACGUUUUUACCUGGAGCUCCGUCGCGGGGGAAAGCCCGACAUCGGCGCCGGACUCCAGAACACACUCAUGUCAGACGAGGCGGGAGGCUCACUGCAGGCACUUUAACCGGGACAGCGGUGGAGCAGGGCGUCACGUUCAGCUGGUGGAGUAGGGAGUUGAAACUCAGGGUUAUGUCCGGAGGCACUGGAAGAGGCCAUGGGGGUCUUAACCAACUAGGUGGAAUGUUUGUUAAUGGCCGCCCGCUUCCGGAAGUUAUCCGGCAACGCAUCGUAGACAUGGCCCACCAGGGGGUCCGACCCUGCGACAUAUCCCGGCAGCUCCGGGUCAGCCACGGCUGCGUCAGCAAGAUCCUGGGACGGUAUUACGAAACAGGCAGCAUCAAACCGGGGGUAAUCGGUGGCUCUAAACCCAAGGUGGCCACUCCGAAGGUUGUGGAGAAGAUCGCAGAGUACAAGAGGCAGAAUCCCACCAUGUUUGCCUGGGAAAUCAGAGAUCGACUGCUGGCGGAAGGGGUGUGUGACAGCGACACGGUGCCCAGUGUGAGCUCCAUUAACAGAAUAAUUCGAACUAAAGUUCAACAGCCUUUUAAUCUCCCACUGGAUGGAAAAGGUCUGAGUCCAGGACAUACCUUAAUUCCAAGCUCAGCCGUCACCCCUCCAGAGUCGCCUCAGUCCGACUCUUUGGGCUCCACUUACUCCAUCAACGGCUUGUUAGGAAUCCCCCCGCCAAAUACAGACGGCAAGAGGAGCCACGAUGACAGUGACCAGGAGAGCUGUCGGCACAGCGUGGACUCCCAGGGCAGCGCAGGCGUCCCGAGGAAACAGAUGAGAGUCGAACACUUCUCCACAGCCGCACAGCAUCUGGACUGUGGGUUUGAUCGUCACCACUACCCGUCGGAUUCCUUCAGCUCCACCUCAAGCGGCAAGGCAGAGCAGACUUUGUACCCGCUGUCGCUCAUCAACAGCAAUCUGGACGAAGCCAAGACCAGCCUCUCAUCAAGCAGCUCUGUCAUUGGACGAAAUCUGUCAGCACACCCGAGCUACACUGUAGUAACCGAGCCCCUUCAGACUCUGCCGCUCUGUCUGAAGCAGGAAAUGUCCCCAGAAGUGACCAGUACGAGCCCCUCACCAAACAUGGUGGCAUCCACCUUGGCGUACGUGGAGCUGCAGGCGCUGCAGAAACCCAUUUCUGUCAGCAGCAGCUGCAACGGCGCCAGCAACAGCGGCAGCUCCAACUCAUAUCCCAAUGCCUUCAACUCAUUUUCCCAUCAUGCACCGAUGUACGGGCAGUUCAGCAGUCAGUCUAUCAUGUCAGGGCGUGACAUGGUGAGCUCCACCCUGCCAGGUUACCCACCCCACAUCCCCUCCCCGGCCCAGACAGGAUACUCCUCCUCCGCUAUCACAGGAAUGGUCGCAGCAGGUGCAGACUACUCGGGCCAGUCCUACGGCCAUUCGCCCUACACCUCCUACAGCGAAGCCUGGAGGUUCACCAACUCCAGCAUAUUGGGCUCCCCCUACUACUACAGCUCGGCCUCCCGCACAGGUCCCCCCUCUGCAGCCGCCGCCUACGACCACCUCUAGUCCCACGCAGCUGCAAGCCGAGACUCUUUGAAACCAGACUGAGAAACGUAGUGGACAGAUGGGGUCCCGGCCCACGAGAGGCAAAGCUGGAAACUCUGCUGGAGGAAUAAUUGUUUCUCGUACCCUUUUUAUGGUCUACAACCUCUGAUUUUAUUUAUUUGUCAUGACUGAUGCCACCAUGCAGGGUGACUGAUUCGUGUUUACACACCCUAUCUGGGCAUGUUUUCAGCUCGACUGUGCAUUCAUUUCAGUUGAAAUCUCUUUAAACCAGUUUUUUUGGCCAAAGACUUUUUUUUUUUUCUUUUCUGGCACAUGUACAACUUGAUUCGGCAGUGCAAGUUUAUUGCUUGGUGAUAUGCAAACCUCUGCGAACUAAACUAUGCCUGAUUUGUUUACAUUGUGGAUGUUUCCCCUCCUUUUUUUUUUAAUGGAAACGUUAAACCCAGUGAUGAUAUGAAGUCCUGCUGUUCUUCUGUACCUGCUUGUGGAUUCUCUGUAUAGACAAACACUGAAUCAGAAUUAGAGAAAAAAUAUCAACUUUAAAAACAUAAUGUCUGUCAUAGAAAAUUCAAGGAUCUCUCCAGUGAUGUGUAUAUAGUGUAAAUGAUGAAUUAUGGGGAGGUGAUUGUGCUCUGCGAAUAAAUGUUGAUCUGGGAGGGAUGUAAACAACAAGGCUGGAAACACAUUUGUUUUUGCUUCAACUGGUUUUAAGUUUUUUUUGUCAUGCCGACGUUCUGAUGUUUAGUAAAAAUGGUGACUAUUUUUUCUUAUACUGUUAUUAAUAUUAUUGCAGAUGUAAAUAUUGAUUUUUUUAAAAGAAAUAUUUUAAUUAAAAGCAUGAAGAA
Messenger RNA from Poeciliopsis prolifica (blackstripe livebearer), 2550 nucleotides. It is a transcript of the gene pax8, whose product is annotated as paired box 8. Bases 296 to 1705 code for a protein of 469 amino acids. Gene Ontology annotation, molecular function: RNA polymerase II cis-regulatory region sequence-specific DNA binding; DNA-binding transcription factor activity, RNA polymerase II-specific. Gene Ontology annotation, biological process: anatomical structure development; regulation of transcription by RNA polymerase II. The transcript has 12 exons. Lineage: Eukaryota; Metazoa; Chordata; Actinopteri; Cyprinodontiformes; Poeciliidae. The record is from RefSeq and is a predicted model, not a curated record.